This is a messenger RNA of Ostrinia nubilalis (European corn borer), 5940 nucleotides long. It is a transcript of the gene Pvr, whose product is annotated as vascular endothelial growth factor receptor 1. The transcript has 24 exons. The coding region runs from base 453 to 4613 and encodes 1386 amino acids. Gene Ontology annotation, molecular function: ATP binding; transmembrane receptor protein tyrosine kinase activity. Gene Ontology annotation, cellular component: signaling receptor complex; plasma membrane. NCBI's taxonomy places the organism in Eukaryota, Metazoa, Arthropoda, Insecta, Lepidoptera, Crambidae. The record is from RefSeq and is a predicted model, not a curated record. Gene Ontology annotation, biological process: cell surface receptor protein tyrosine kinase signaling pathway; positive regulation of kinase activity; protein phosphorylation.
ACCAUCGCGCGGAGCGGCCGCGUCGCGCCUUCCAUUCAAAUAUCACGUGUCGCGCUCUUGAACAAGUUUCUCAGUGACCUUAUUCCUCGGAUACUGUGUCGUAAACAUAACACCAAUAACAACUUCAAAAGUGUCAACAAAAGUUUUACUAUGUGCCAGUGAAAAUAUCUUAUUUACAUAAAACUCCGAACCGUAUGGUUUAAAUCAAAAUGAGUCAGUGUUUUCAAGUUCUAAAGAAUUUACGGUAAUAGUGAUUGUACUGUACGACGCCGUAGGUACGCAUAACGCAAUCUAUGGAAUUCGCCCUCUUCUGCACUGUUAAAAUUGGAAUCGAUCGAAAUAGAAUCCUCGAUUAAAAAUCCAUGUCAUGGAACUUGUACUAUAACUUGUAAUUCAUAUGGAUUAUUAAAUGGAAGAAGAAGAUUUAUCACACCAUUUAUUUUAAAAUAGCAAUGGAAUUCUUCAUUAUGAAAAGCAGCCACAGUUGUUGGUUGUUUAUCACGGCGCUGGGAAUAGUACUGGCGACUGCGACAGUCGCCGCUAACUAUGCCGGGACACCAGAUAUCCAAGACACGAGUUUAAUUGGCCCAAAUCUAUAUCCAAAGAAAAAUGAAAUAAUACUGCGAAAAGGUCAAAAUUUCACAUUCACUUGUAACGGGAACCGUCCUUUAGAUAUAAAACAACAAGUUUUACCAGAAGACUGUUUAACAGAAUUUGUUAUGGAACUGGACGAUGAAGACCCUCUUAACGUGUCUUUAACUCUUUAUAACGUUGACUAUUGCGCUGUGGGCUAUUACGCGUGCUUCGAUGACACGAUUGACCCUCAGGAUAUACUCACAAAUUUCAUAGAGGAGCCCAAUAACACAGAACAUGUCACGUAUACUUACGUCUAUGUAGAUGGCCCAAUGCUAUUUGCACCUGUAUCAGAAUUUAUAGAAACGAUAAACGAAAAUAAAUUUCUACUUCAAUGUAAACCAGCCAUGCCAGACACGGAAAUGUCAUUAACCCUGGAAAUGACAGAAAGUGAAUUUGGGUAUGACAGUUACGAUCCCAGAAUUGGGAUGAUUGUAUCCAAUGAACAAUUCGCGGACUUAAAUAUAGCUAUUCUCGUAUGUGGUGCUUCGAGACAUAAUAAAAUGGAUUACAAAUAUUUCUUGUAUGAUAAGAAUCAGAAACAAAAACCCAAAAUGGACAUUGAAGUGAAAAUUACUAAAGCACCUUCGAGCAAAUAUUUUAUGAAGGGCGAAUCGUUCACCCUUAAUUGUACCGUGACCUAUUUAAAUAACUCUCCUUAUGCGUUGGAAUGGACAAAGCCACGUAAAGAUAAGGAUACCGAUAUAAUUGUAACGAAUGAGGAAUCCUUUGGUCAAGGGAGUGUGCUCUAUAACACCUUGACGAUAGCGAAUGCCGACGUGGAUGAUCAGGGCAACUACACCUGUGUCCUUGCUACUGCUAUGGACAAUCCUCCAAAGAAUUCAGUCUUGAAACAAUAUUUGGAGACACCGUUUAUAAAUCUCCAAAAACAUAGAGAAGAACAACCGCUAAUCAUUGGACAUAAAUUAAGGAGUACGACAAUGCAAGUGACAGUAGCAGCGUAUCCACAUCCGACGUUUUCUUUCUUUCGCGACAAUAAAUCACUGUCAAUAGACAACGUCAAGUACGCAUGGACCUUCGAUUCCGCGACUAGAGAUAUCAGACUCACGAUCAAAAAUGUUACUGUGUACGACUCCGGGAAUUACACAAUAGUGGCAAAAAAUUUCUACCUCACAGAAACCGCCACGUACGAUUUAAGAAAAAAAGCGCCCCCUGUCGUUGAUUUUGGAUCGGAUAGCGCUAAAGUGUGCUCAUUAGAUGCACUAAUAACUUUUAGUUGUAAGGCUAUUGGUUACCCCUUACCCAACAUUCAAUGGUUGUUUUCUGAUGGCGUAAACGAGACCACAUUGAAACGAGACAUAAAACUUAAUAAGGUAUCUGAAUACCAAAUUGAAUCUACAAUAAAAGUAAAGGCAACGACAGCUGGCAACAUCACAUGUAAGGCUGAAAACAACGAAAAAUCCGCAUUGGCUUCAAAGAAACUAAUUGUUUAUGAAAUAGAUGGCGGCUUCGGAAUAGAGGAAAGCCCAGAUUGGUAUUCAGAAAAUGAUAGAGUAACAUUGAGAUGUCUAGCCUCCGUGCACGAAUACACAAAUGUGUUUUGGAGAGGAAAAGAUGACAACGACAUACAGGAAAAUGUGAUUUAUUACGAUAGUCCAUUUUCACACGUAGCAAAGUUAGAUAUCAGCCACGCUUCUCAAAGCCACGAAGGCAAAUAUACAUGUGUUGGAAAAAAGUUGAAUAAUUCUGAGGAACACCAAGUUAAAAAUAUUGUCGUUUACCAUACAAGAGAGCCCACGAUUAUAGAGCCUGAAAUGGAUAACACGGAUAGAGAUUUUCUACUUGGCCGACAAGCCGUGUUCACCUGUUUAGCAGAUGCUGUACCACCGCCACAAAUUAUAUGGACAAAGGACGGGAUGGAUUUACAAAAUAUCACCGAUCAGCUGGAAAUAUUGAAUUACUCUAAUCGCACCAAAUACAACUCUACCGUUGUUAUAAAAAAUAUGGAAGAAGCACACCAGGGAAAAUACGAAUGCAAUGCUUUCAGCAAUACGAGGUCUAUCACUAGAGUUGUAAAUGUUGAAAUAAAAGGUGGUUUCAAACAUACAACCAAGUUAUUGGGAGCGAUUAGUGCAAUCAUACUGGCGCUUAUAGGCCUGGUGAUAUAUUUGACUUGGAAGAUAAGGAAGGAGAAACAGUUCAGGAAAGAGCUUGCGGCUGCCGGUCUUCUAUACUUUAAGGAAGGAGUGACCAGCUCUCUGAACCCUGACUUGGGCAUAGACGAGCAGGCAGAGCUACUGCCGUACGAUGAGAAGUUCGAAUUCCCACCGGAAAAACUAAAACUAGGUACACAGUUGGGUGCCGGCGCGUUCGGGGUUGUAUACAAAGCCGAAGCUCGUGGUAUAGUGAACGCCGAAGAGACCACACUGGUUGCCGUAAAGAUGGUGAAGAAGACUGCUGACAACAUGUACAUCAAAGCUCUGGCUUCAGAGCUGAAGAUCAUGGUUCAUAUGGGGAAACAUGUCAAUAUUGUGAACCUGCUGGGUGCUUGUACCAAGAACGUCGGGAAACGUGAGCUGAUAGUGAUCGUGGAGUACUGCAAGUUCGGGAACAUCCACAACUACAUGCAGAAACACAGAGAGGUGUUCAUUGACCAGCUCACCGACAAUAAGGAGAAGAAUCUCGGGAAGGUCAACAGAGGGUAUUCUUGCAGCAGUGGGAGUAGUGGGAUGAACUCCGACUAUUUCGGCAUGAACCACACUCAGGCGACCGAUCAAACUGUCCUCAACUCAGCUAAUACCAAUAGAUCAGCCAGAAAAGAUAAACAAAAACAACAAGAGGAAUUUACUAAAGUAUCCGAAGCCGGCUACAUACAGCCAGAGUGGCGGUCCAACUACGAGAGCGACUACAGCUUCGACGGCCGCAACCCGCGGCCGCUGACGUCCCGGGACCUGCUAGCCUGGGCGUUCCAGAUCGCCCGGGGCAUGGAGUAUCUCGCCAGUAGAAAGGUUCUACACGGAGACUUAGCAGCCAGAAACGUUUUGCUGGCUGAAGACAACAUUGUCAAGAUCUGUGACUUCGGCCUUGCCAGAAGCAUUUAUAAGAAUGAUGAAUAUCAAAAGAAAGAAAAUAGUCCCUUACCAGUGAAGUGGCUCGCGAUAGAGUGCAUGAUGGACAGGAUCUUCUCGACGCAGUCCGACGUGUGGUCUUUCGGCAUCGUGCUAUGGGAGAUGUUCUCGCUGGCGAAGACGCCAUACCCCAACAUGAGCCCGCAGAAUCUCCUGCAGUGGCUGUCUGAAGGACAUCGGCUGGAGAAGCCCCCUUACGCAGAUGACCGGCUAUAUGACGUCAUGAUGCGCUGCUGGGAGCACAAGCCGACCGCCCGGCCCUCCUUCACACAGCUUCAGGAGUUGCUGGGCUCAUUCCUCGAGGACAACGUCAGAAACCACUACGUAGACCUGAACUCCUCGUACAUGGACAUGAACGUGAAGGCAGAAGGCCAGGACUACCUGCAAAUGGUGUGCGCGCCCGACUAUAACAAUUUAGUCACGCCGAGUCCACACCACUACGUGAAUUCACGAAGUUUCUUCCCACCUACUCCAACCCAAGUGCCACUAGAUGAGGAAGGUUACUUGCAAAUGACUCCAGCGAAUGCGUCUGUAUUUAGUCCACGGGCCCAAAAUACAAAAUUCGAUUUUGACGCGAGGAAAUUCGACCCACGAAUGUCUGAAGGUAACGGCGGUUCAGAAUUGACCCCCAUGCUGACCUUAAGCAACUUGCCGGCGAGAAGUGGGUCAGAAUCGGACCACGAAGGUCACUCACCCUACCUCAAGAUGUGCCCAAGAAUAUCCGAAGAAUCGGAUGACGUAUUUAAGCCAAACAUCAAUAACAUAAAGAAUAAUAUUCAAAAUAGUGCUGUUUCCAAUCCCACGUACAUUACAGCCUUAGAUAUGGACCUAGAAAAGAAACCUCAGAAUGUUAAUACUUACAUUAAUAUGCCAAAUGGUCUAGUCAAAUAAUACUUUUAGUCAAUUCAGUUGGGUCUAGCUCUGGUUCUCAAUUAUCUCAUCAAAUUCAAUGAAGGAUUGGAUACGUUGCUCUAAAUGAAACGUAUUUUUGUUGAUCUCUUUUGAUUUCAAUUUUUUUUAAAUAAUGGUGUGGGUGCAUUCAAUAGUUUAUGGCCAGUGAGUGUGAAUUUGUUUACUUUAUUUUGGGCAUUGAUAAAAUAUGUGUGAUGCUGUUCUGUGUUUAAAAAGCUAUGAAUUUUAUAUCUGUUUAUCUAACUAUAUUCUUUUGUUUUCUAUCUGUAUCUUAAGUUCUUUUUGUAUCUUUUCUCUACAUUAGAAGCAUACUUUCUUCACUGUGCAUGUAAUUUUUCUUGUUUAUUAUUUUCCUGCAUGGCUUUGGUGAAGGUGCGGUGAGAGAUAUAGAAGAAGAGCGGAAGAGAGAGAGAAAGAGAAAAUUAUAGUUGUUGGUUUUGUUGUUUUAAGAUAUUGAAAUACUUCACAGUGAAGUAUUUAGAUUUACAAGUUUGAAGCAUUUAUGUAUGGACUUUCGGUUUUUGAGAGGUUGGAAGAAACACUUGUUUGGGCAGGUGUUAGUUGAUGUGAUAUUUUAAUAUAAUUAGUGAUGGAUAUAAACUCGUUUAUAUUUAAGUACAAAAAUACAUGUUUAUGUGUAAGAUAAAAUGAAUCUUUCGCUACUGCAUACCCACCUUAAUAAUUUAAUCAUGAAUGCGAAUAAUUUAAUUUUAUAAUUUUCAUUCCUUCUGUUAUGUAGUUAAAUACCUACGUAAACAACUACAAUGUGUAUGCAUUUUAAUAUCGCAUAGUACAUUUAUGAUAGUACUAACAUCAUAAAGUAAGUAGGUAUUAAAGGGAUUUCUUAGCAGUUUGACAUAGUCAUGGUACUUAAUGUGUAUUAAGUCCGACUAUGAAGGUGUAAAUCAAACUGUUAAAUAUUCCCUUACCGCUAAUACAGUGUGAGUCACGUUAAAGUGUACAUAUGAAAAUAGAUGAAACUAGACCUAUUUUUAUCGACAAAAAAGAGGUCAAAAUUUUUUUGAGAUUUUUAAAAAAAAAUUUAUAGAAUUUUUUUUCUUUCAAUUACUUAUUGUAAAGAAAACGUAAUAACUUUUAAACUAAGCGGUAUAUCCUGAUAAAAUAAAAACAGUAAUAAUUCUAAAUAACAGGCAAUACUAAAAAAAUACAUAAAAUACACAAAAAAGGCCAACAAAUAACAAAAAAUGAUAAUUUUUGAAAAAAAAUCUGCUUAAAAAUUCGUGUUUUUUUGGUUAUUUGAUAAAUUUCUCCAAAAAAUGCCCCUAUAACUGGUGGUUUUUAUUAC